Messenger RNA from Lutzomyia longipalpis, 1803 nucleotides. Its product is annotated as zinc finger protein 107-like. Gene Ontology annotation, cellular component: nucleus. Gene Ontology annotation, biological process: central nervous system development; regulation of transcription by RNA polymerase II. Gene Ontology annotation, molecular function: RNA polymerase II cis-regulatory region sequence-specific DNA binding; DNA-binding transcription factor activity, RNA polymerase II-specific. Lineage: Eukaryota; Metazoa; Arthropoda; Insecta; Diptera; Psychodidae. The record is from RefSeq and is a predicted model, not a curated record. The coding region runs from base 138 to 1496 and encodes 452 amino acids. The transcript is spliced from 2 exons.
UGGUUGAGUUUAUUUUUAUUGGACAGUGCUGCAGCCUAGUGGUGGGGAAUAUCAGUAGGCGCAAUGAGAAAAGUUGGCGGCGCAAAAAACAAAAUUAACUGAAGAUUUUUUAUCAGGGAAGAGAUUUUCUGGGCAGAAUGGCAGGAAGUGGGGCAUUUCCGGUGCACGGAGUUGACUUUUUGCUCUCCCAAUCAGCUGUGGAGAAGGUGAUAGAGAAUGGGGUGAUGAAGGAUGAGGAGAAAGUUAGCCCGGUGAGUUAUACGGUGAAGAUUGUCCAGCAGAAGAAUGGAAUUGAGACACAAGUCUUCGUCUGUGGGGUCUGCAUGAAGGAAUUCCGGUACCAGUACGUCCUAUUCCGGCACUUUACUACCCACACCGAUGCCAAGGUGUACAAAUGUGAUGUCUGCAGCAAGACCUUCCGGCAAACGUCGACACUGCAGCAGCAUAAAGCCAUCCAUAAUCAGGAACGUCCUUUUUCGUGUGAUGUCUGCUGCAAGAGUUUCAAUCGUAUGUCCACGCUGAUCUCGCACAAGAAGACCCAUUCAGCGGAGAAGCCCUACAAGUGCCCCGUGUGCCAGCAUGGUUUCCACCAGAAGGGCAACCUCAGGAACCACGUUUACAUCCACACGAAUGAGCGUCCCUAUCGCUGCCCCUACUGCCCCAGAGGAUUCAAUCAGUUGUCCAAUCUCACGUGUCACAAGAUGAAGACACAUUCCCAGGAGGAGGGAAUUGCAUUUCACUGCAAAUUGUGCAAUUUACGCUUCGCAAAGAAGAGCCAAUUCAAGGAGCACAACAUUCAAGUCCACAAAGGAGCUUCUGAAUCUUCAGAGAAGAAACCAAAGAAAAUUAUUCCACUCGUUUCCGCCUCAACAACAAUCCCCAAGAAUUUCUCUUUUGAAAAGUCCAUUGUGAUCCCCUACGUGGAUACGGAUGCCAUGAGGAAGGUCAAGAUGAAGAAUGAGAUUCCUUUUGGGCUUCUCAAUUCCAAAAACAACAUUUCCAUCCUUAUGCGAAUAUACGAUCUUGGCCAGAAGAGCAUUAUCCGUGAGGCAACACCGGAAGACAUUGUGUCCAUGUCGAAGAUUCCCAUUGUUGCGAUCAUUGAUGAGAAAGAUGGACGCUACACGGUGACGAUGCCCCCGAGGGAUUUUCAGGAUAACAUGAAUAUCAGCGAUGGGAAGAUUUUCUUUGUAAAGCAGGAAAAGAUUGAGGAAGAUCCUCCCACAGCAGCUUGUGCAUCAAAGAAUGUCUUUUUCGGGACAACAGACUCCCCGCAGAAUAGUGGAGACGCUACAGGAAGUCACUUUGUCGAUGGAACACUCGGAGAUAAUUCCUUUAGCAGCCUAAUUGAGGCCAUGAAGAUCGAUGGGCUGUCGCCAGAUGUGCCCAAUAUUGUUAAAUUUUUCGCCCAAUCUCCAGAAGAAGCUAAGCAGCAGCAGACAAUUAAAUGGGAGAAAAUUGAGCAUGCCAAUAAUGAUGAGAUUCUUGGGCCCUAAGAAGGCUUCCAAGAUAGAGAAUUUUACAAUUUUAUCGUGUUUUGGAUUUUACUUUCAUUUUAUUUAACUUAUUCGUUCAAUUAAUGAUUUCAAUGAAAUUAAAAUGAUAAAUUAUGUUAGUUUUUUGAGGAUUUAGAGAGAAAUCAGAGAAAAGAGAAAGAUUGUCCUUAAUUAUGUGACGUCAUUUUGGUAUUUUUUUAAUGAUAAAAUUGAUUCUUUUUAAAUCCUAAUUAUGGGAUUAAAAUAUAAUAUCGAGUGUUAAUUAUUUAAAAUUAAUAUAUAAAUAAAGAAGGUUUUUAAAUAAAAA